This is a messenger RNA of Protopterus annectens (West African lungfish), 2589 nucleotides long. RefSeq names its product vomeronasal type-2 receptor 1-like. Gene Ontology annotation, cellular component: membrane. Gene Ontology annotation, molecular function: G protein-coupled receptor activity. Gene Ontology annotation, biological process: G protein-coupled receptor signaling pathway. The transcript has 5 exons. The record is from RefSeq and is a predicted model, not a curated record. Bases 1 to 2589 code for a protein of 862 amino acids. NCBI's taxonomy places the organism in Eukaryota, Metazoa, Chordata, Ceratodontiformes, Protopteridae.
AUGGGUUUUCAGUUUCGUAAUAUAUUGCCAUUACUGGGUAUUGGUGUGAGUACACAUUAUCCCCUUGCCUGGUCAUUACUGGCUGUUGGUGUGAUUGUAUCUCAUGUCUUUGUCUGUUCAUUAUUGCCUGUUGAUGUACUUCAUGCCUUUAUUUCUUCAUUAGUGGCUGUUGGUGUGAUUGCACCUCAUGCAUCUGUCUGUUCAUUAUUUGCUAUUGAUGUGAGUUCAUUGCAUGCUUUUAUCGGUUCAUUACUAGCUGUUGAUGUGAGUGCACAGCAUGACUUUAUCUGUGCAUUACUGGUUGUUGAUGUGAGUGCACAGCAUGACUUUAUCUGUGCAUUACUAGCUGUUGAUGUGAGUGCACAGCAUGACUUUAUCUGUGCAUUACUGGUUGUUGAUGUGAGUGCACAGCAUGACUUUAUCUGUGCAUUACUAGCUGUUGAUGUGAGUGCACAGCAUGACUUUAUCUGUGCAUUACUGGUUGUUGAUAUAAGUCAAGGAGCAGUAGUUUCCUUCCUGAGCGACAAGUGCCAGUUUCCUUCCUUUCUACGGACAAUUCCAAGUGACAGCAUGUAUUCCCUUGGUUUGGUACGGCUGCUGCUACACUUUGAGUGGACAUGGAUUGGAAUAAUCGCAUCUGCUGAUGAUUAUGGACAAGCAGGUAGCCAAAAACUGAAGACAGAAAUCACUGCUGCUGGAUCUUGCGUUGCCUUCUUAGAAACAGUACCUAAAACAAAUUUGAAGGCAAAAGUUUCACAGAUAAUGGGGCAGAUUCAAACAUUAUCUGUAAAUGUAAUUGUGGUCUAUGUGUCCAAGGGAAACUGGCUGUCAGUGGCAGAUGAGAUAUCAUUAUACAAUACAACCAGGCUGUCAUGGAUUUUCACAGGACCAGACUGCACCAUUUCCAACCAGUACAGUAGAAAGGAGACAUGGAAUGUCAUGAAUUCCACUAUUAGCCUUGCACGCCGUUCAAGGCACCUCACAGGGUACAGAGAGUUCCUUUACAAUAUUCAUCCCACUCGGUCACCAGGAGAUAUAUUUGUAGUAAGUUUUUGGGAGAAGGCCUUUGGCUGCACAUGGCAACAGAAUGAAAUUAACAAAACAACAACUCAGAGUGCAGUUGAUCAGGGUUCUGUACUUUGUACAGGAAAAGAAAAGCUGCAAAUGCUUGGCAAAUCCUUGUUUGAUGAAUUAAACUUCAUUUCAUAUCGUGUCUAUAAUUCUGUGAAUGCUCUGGCCCAGGCAUUAAAUCUUCUGUUGUCAUGUGAAAAUGAAGGAGGACCAUUUCUCAACACAACAUGUGCUGAUAUCAAUUACUUUAAACCAUGGCAGCUAUUACAUUAUUUGAAAUAUAUACGAAUCAAAAAUAAGGCUGAUGAUGAAAUUUUUUUUGAUGAGAAUGGUGACCCACCACCAUUAUUUGAUAUAGUAAACCAGAGGAUCACACAGGAUGGAACCAUACAGUGUGUCAAAGUUGGUGAAUUUGACCUCCGCAUCCUAAAAGAUGGAUGGAUUAAAAUUAAUGACAGUGCUAUCAUCUGGAAAGAAAGGUAUAAUCAGAUACCUCGGUCCCUUUGCUGUGACCAUUGUACUGUUGGAUUUCGAAAAGCUGCACAACCUGGACAGCCAGUCUGUUGUUAUGACUGUGUUCCAUGUUCCAAGGGAGACAUUAGCAAUCAGACUGAUGCAAGUGGCUGCCUUACAUGUGAAGCAGAUCAGUGGCCUAAUGAAAAGAAAGAUAAAUGCAUUCCAAAGUUUGUUGAGUUUCUCUCCUAUGAAGAACCACUGGGAGCAACAUUAGCUGCAGUAGCAGUUUGUGGUUUCAUGGUCACUGCCUUAAUUUUAUGCAUCUUCAUUAAGAACAAACAGACACCAAUUGUCAAGGCCAAUAACUGCAACAUGAGCUACCUUCUCCUUUUGGCCCUUAUGCUGUGUUUUCUGUCAUCUUUAAUAUUCCUUGGUUAUCCCACAAAAGUGAACUGUAUGCUUCGACAGGUUACAUUUGGGAUAAUAUUUUCUCUUUGUGUCUCUUGUAUUUUGGCAAAAACAAUGAUUGUGGUUAUAGCAUUUAAUGCCAAAAAGCCUGGCAGUAAACUACAUAAGUGGCUGGGAAGUGGUCUCCCUAAUGCUACCAUAAUUAUGAGCACAAUAAUUCAGAUAAUGAUAUGUGUUGUUUGGUUGAUACAAUCACCACCGUUUGCAGAAUCUGUCAUGAACUUAGAAAGUGGAAAAAUUGUAGCUGAAUGCAAUGAAGGUACAUCAUUUGCUUUUUGGUGCAUGCUGGGAUACCUAGGUUUCCUUUCAAUUGUUAGUUUCACUGUAGCAUUUCUAGCUAGGAACUUACCAGAUGCCUUUAAUGAAGCCAAAUUGAUCACCUUUAGUAUGCUGGUGUUUGUCAGUGUCUGGCUCACUUUCAUUCCUGCUUACCUUAGCACCAAAGGUAAGUACAUGGUUGCUGUUGAAAUAUUUGGGAUUAUAUCUUCCAGUACUGGAAUUCUUGGCUGUAUAUUUUUCCCAAAGUGCUACAUUAUUUUAGUAAGACCAGAGAGGAACACAAGGGAGCAUUUAGUUGAAAAAAGGAAAUGUUAA